CAUUUCGCGAUCAGCACUCGUACCGUGUGGAAGGAAUUUAUCGUGUGUUGUAACUCCGACCAGAAGUGCUGCACAUCAUCGUGGAGUGGAACAGUGAUACAGCUGCAUCCAGUUAAGUCAACAUCUCGUCGCACCGAUGAUAAACACGGUGGGAAAAAAAUCUACGACAUAAGCUAAUUACGGAAUGUUUCAGAAUCGAAUACAUUAGAUGAAAUAAAAUAACAGUUUCUUACGGUGGACAGUGCGGUGAUUAGGUUCUAGACAUCCAAUGCAAUAAGAAUGUAGAAACAGUGUUGGUGCGGUGCACAUUUAUCAUAAUUUAUGGGCGAGUGAAUGUUUCUUGUGGGGAGAAGAGAAAAACCUAUCUUAGUGGUGCCAAUUGCGAUUAAAUGGUCUGAACUAUUUAAUUACUCAUCGCGAGUGUGUUUCCCAAUCUUAUGUUCUGUUUCAAGUGGAUUAGCACAAAGUCCGAAGCUGUUCUGUACCGAACCAACAUCGAGUUUUCUAAAGUCAAGUGUUUAUGAUUUGCAACUUGGACCAAUGACGCGCGUCCCGCAGUUUUCUAAAAUGUGAUGAUUGGACAAAAAUGUGUGAAAACAAACAAAGCACUAUCAUCAGCUGACAACGCAAACCGGUUCUCCGAUAGCCUUGAACGGGGCGACAGGUUCAUUGAACUGUUCGGAAAAAUACUCCCGUUCCAAUUUGUCCAUUAUGACCGGCUCCAAUGAACUACUGCACCUGCGACUGCUCCGCGAGGAGCUUUACGAUCUCGACAUCGAGGACAUUCAGAACGACCUCAUCGAUCGACGUAUUUUCAGCCAAGCCGACUGUAAAGAAAUUCUGGACGAACCCAAUGAAGAUCAUCGACUCGAUCUCAUGUUCACCAUACUCGAACACAAGUUGCACAGCGGACGGAUAAUGAUUGUGAAAGAGUUUCUCGAUGUGCUCAAACCAUUUUACGGCUGGAUCGUCGAACGGCACGAAGAUGACGUGAAGGGUGGAAUCAGUGGACCGAUUAGCCGCUACCUCUCCUAUCGGAACAAUACCACCGUUCCCAAUAUAGACGAGUUGAACGUCUACCGGCGGGAGCAUCUCUGGCAGAUACAAAAGUAUCUCAAGCAACUGAAACACGGUGUUCGUGGCCAGCGGUAUCUGUUCGUGUACGGGGGUUUCGGCACCGGCAAGUGGACCCUGGUUAGUCAAGCGUGCGAAAAUUUCAACAUCGUCGAACGCAUGGGCUAUAACAUUUUCUACCUUAGUCUGGCGAACUGCAACGAACCCGAGCAGAUCCUAGAGUUGCUCGAAAACCUUAGCAUACAGAUGGAAUCCGAUUACAAGUCCGACGACAUAACCUACAACGGACGGUAUCCCACCAACGAGAUUUAUCUUCGGAAGCGUCGAUUGCUUCAACUGUUCGAGGACCGCUACAAGAACUGUCUGCUUAUUUUAUCGCACGUACGCGAUCCCAGCCUGAUUGCGGCGUUCGAUCUCAAGUGCAAAACGCUGGUGAUCACCAGCAAUUCCGAGGUGGUUGCUAGCGUCAACGAAUACGAACGGUUCGUCGUCAAGCUUCGGCCGGGAUUCACCGAAGACGAAAGUAUGGAAUUGUUUGGGAAAGCGCUUCGGUUAAAGUCUGAUCAUCUGCCACCGGAAGCGCACGAAAUCCACCGGACAUGCAAGGGUAACCCGUUCGUAAUCAAGCUGAUUGCCCGCAAGAUGUCCGAGUAUGGGAGCGCCUACAACAACGUGUCCAACAUGCACGUGGUGAAAAUAUGGCGCAAGUUGGCGGUCGAACUGACGAGGCACUCGAUCGCGAUUGAAAACAUGACGAUCAAGUCGAUCCUCGAUCAGCUCAGCGAGGAGGAGCAGAAAGCCUUUAGCAGUCUGGUGGUUUUCAGGGAUAACGUAAAGAUACCUCCGAGUGUUCUCCAACGCUAUUGGGCACUUUCGGUGGAGCAAACGGAAGCGGUUGCCGCCAAGCUGAUCAACAAAGGCCUGCUAGACAAACGCUACUGCAAAGACCAACAGGUGUUCUACGUGCUGCACUAUGUAUGUUAUAGCUUCCUACUAAAAGAAAAUCCAGUCGAAAAUUACGCUAACCUCCACCAGCGAUUGGUCGAAAGCUAUAGGAUCGCUGAAGCCCUCCAAAACCGAACGGAGCUGGAUCUACCCAAAUUCUUCCCGAAUGACAACUACUUCCAUUUCUACAUCGCAAACCAUCUCGAGCAGUCGGGGAUGCAUAACCUGUUCCCCGAUCUCUUUCUGGACUUUGGAUUCCUAGAACAGAAACUGCGCUACACCGGUCUCCCAAACACGGUGGGUGAUCUUCGCCACUAUCAGAACAGAAUCUUCGCCCACGUUCACGAUCCCGAGCUGUACGCGGAAGCGCUGACGGAGUUCUUGAUGAGGGCGGAGGUUUUACUCUCCAAAUCAGCCGACGCGUGUUUGCUGCAGCUCGCUAUCAACUGCACCGGAUUGAUUUCUACGGCAGCGAAAAUACAGGCCAACCGGUACGACAAUCGCGUUUGGUUCUAUGAUAUUGACCACAACCACCAGCAUCAGUUGGUGCAAGUUCGUAGCACUCCGAUUAAGGUUCGUUUCCAGGAUCCUGGCUCCGCAUUAGUUAGCCUGGACAACAAUCAAAUAUCGCUUGUUGAUCUCUCGCCAUGGUACUCAGCUCCCGCCACAGUAUUCGAUGGAAAUCAAGGGCGAGUAGUGGAUAUGCAGAUAACAAGCAAUGUUCUCGUUGCCUUGGACGAAGAAGGUACACUGAACGUGUGGUCAAUGAAAAAUAUCCCCCUGGAUCGAAAUGCACGUCAGCACGAAAGUGAUGGUAGCUUUCGCAGGCGAAUUCAGUGCUUGCGCCCACAUGAUCCCAACGAUCGAUUCGUUAGCUUCUGUAUAGUGUCGAAAAAACGUUCGCCGAACGCGGUGAGCAUAAACAUGUCGGAAAUGUUCGCAAUUACUAAAAAUGGGUGCCUACACAUUUACAACGGUUUGAGUAAUUUCACAGAAAAUACUCGGUGCAAUACUAGAAUCAAGGACACGUACAUCAUCAAACCGUUGGUGGAUGAUCCUGGCAGGAUUCCAAAAAUGCUUCUCGUUACCGCAAGCAACCAAGGGUAUAUAUUUAACCUUAACACCACUAGUGUGGAAUAUAAUUUCGAUGAACCGCCAGUUGUCAAUAUACACUACAUGGGAAACGCAUUGGUUUUGGUUGGUCCCAACCAAAUUCGUUUGCGGACUCUUAACCGCGAUCGACGGAACCGGCCCCAAACUGAGCGGUUGGAUAUAAUCUAUGAAACUCCAGCCCAUCAUCAUAACACUUGCAGUGCCAUCUCGGAUGAUUAUGAGUAUGUGAUUCUGGGGACCACGCAGGGCAUCUCAAUCUUCAGUAUUCGCGACCACAUCGAAGUUCUUCGGACCAACAUCAGUCACAACAUUUUGGACGUGGACAUAUUUUCUCUGGAUGAUGACCAGUAUCGAUACAUUCUAAUUUCAUCGUCCGAGGAGAGCGGGAAUGUCAUAAAUAUGUACUCGCUGAUGGUGACCGCUAACAAUCAAUUGGUCACCAAUCAGUACCAGCUGGAAGGUAACGCAAACUUUCUUGCCGAUCUGGACAAUUCACCGGUCAGCGUAAGGACAAUCGACCGGAAGCGCAUAAUACAGGAGCUGCAAUUCACAACCAUCCAGGGGAGAGAGGAUUUUCACAAACUGACUCCACUGAUCGAGAACAGAGCGCUAGCGAGUGAGGUGAAACGAUUGAUCCAGUGCCGGACGGGAUUUUUUGUGGGACUCAAGAAUGGUGACGUGCUGCGAUUUAGCGAGUGGAAUAACGCCGAGGGAGGAACCAAACCGGAAACGCUGCUCAGUCUGGGCAGGCCGAUAAAUGUGCUAAAGUAUUACGAGCAGCUGCAGGCUCUGGUGGCGGCCACAGAAAACAGUUGUAUGAUUUUUAUCGAAGGCGAUUCGGAGCUGGAGAUCGAGGCCGAAGUUUGCGAGUGCUAUCUGUUUAUGGAUCGCUAUUUGGUGCUUAUAUACGAAAACUGUGCUGUGGAGAUUUUAAACGUACAAACCAAGGAGAUCGAGUAUCGACUCGAUCACAGCCUUACCUACGGUGCGUCGGCAUUUAACGAGCAAUACCUGAUCAUAUGUACGACCAAUGGUGCUAUCCGUCAAUUAGGGAUCUUUUUAGAUGACAAUGACCAACUGGAGAUUAGCGUGCUACACGUGUACGGCCAGCCGGAGGACGCCCCGCUGAGACGCAUCUCAAGCUGUGUUCUGUCCGCUCACGGAGAGCUGUUGGCCGUGGGCUACAAGAAGGGUGCUAUAGAAGUUUACAACACGGAGGAGCGAAAACUGAUCGCCACCUUGGAAUCGCACAAAUUUGCAGUGGCCUCGUUGUACUUCAGUCCCUGGCAGGACCCCAAUAGUCCACACAUUUUAGUCAGCAUCGGUGAGCAGAUCGCCUUUUGGAGUUUGGACUAUGUGAUAAACAAUCCUCGGCUAGAUUCGGCGGACUUCAAAAGACGUUCCAACCGAUACAAAUCCCGCCCUUCACUCACCUCCCCCGCUAUUGAUAUGCAUCGUUCAUCGUACGGGAGUCGAUCGUCAGGGCUAGCAUCACCGCUGGCCGCUAGCCCAGCGCGCAAUGGAACGUCAUUCACAUUCGACAUCGACGAAGCCGGGCUACAGUGGCUCAGCAAAGUCGGACCCUCGAACAAACCCCAACUGCUGUCCUGUAUCAAGCUGAUUGGAUCGGCCGAGAAGUUGAUCAUCAAUCGCGACUUCAAUAAAUUUUUCACAAUCGACGACGAAGGAUACAUUUACUUCUUACGAUUGUAUCAGCCGGAUCGAAAUCAGUUGAUGAUCAGCUUCGAAUCGCCACGGCCUCCAAACGGAUCAUCGUUCCAUAUCUGACUAAGGUCUCGGGGCGCCGCUCGAUCCAUUCUGACAUCGGUUUACUACAUCCUGAUGUACAUUUUUUACACUGCUGUGCUAAGAUAGGACAACGUUCUACCAUUUGUGUGCCAACUACUGUAGAUUUCAAUGAAGAAACCUAAUACUCCUAAAUAUUAUCGAUGAUGCUUUUAAUGUCAUCGGCGUGUCAUCUUUGAACUGAUAACUCCAACAAUCGAAAGUUGUCCAAAACGAGUAGGGCAGUAAACACAAACAAUAUUUAGACUGUAAGCGACGAAAAUACAAAAGAAGCAAGUGUGAUAGCCAGCUUUUUAGAGCGAAAGAAAAAAAGGAAACCAUUUUUUAAUAUUGAAGAAGAGUAAAUGUUUUAGAGGAAAUAUCUUUUUACAAGAGUAAGUCGUAAAGUUGGGAAACGAAAGACUUGAUUCGUGUAAUGUGUUUAAGCGAAAUUUUUAGCAAUCAUUAGAAAGCAAUUUAAAGACUAAACGGUAGUAUUAAUUUUUGGUGGAAACAACAAAUUAGAUUAUUCUCUGACGUUACUUACCCAUGAUCGCAGUUAUUGCUCAAUUGUUUGCAUUUUAUUUGCCAUACAUACAUCUUUGAUUCAUUUUUGCCGGUAAUUGUUACCGGUGAGCCUAUUGUAUCGAGUAAUGUUUCUCACUUUCAACCAUUACUAAUUAUUUGAUCGUUUUACGUUACAUUUUCGUAAAUGUAUUGUUUGUAAUAAACGUGAACGAAUUUUGA
Toxorhynchites rutilus septentrionalis is the source of this 5664-nucleotide messenger RNA. RefSeq lists its product as uncharacterized. The record is from RefSeq and is a predicted model, not a curated record. The coding region runs from base 712 to 4920 and encodes 1402 amino acids. The transcript is spliced from 6 exons. Lineage: Eukaryota; Metazoa; Arthropoda; Insecta; Diptera; Culicidae. Gene Ontology annotation, molecular function: ADP binding; protein binding.